Messenger RNA from Drepanopeziza brunnea f. sp. 'multigermtubi' MB_m1, 2151 nucleotides. RefSeq lists its product as uncharacterized. The record is from RefSeq and is a predicted model, not a curated record. Gene Ontology annotation, molecular function: polynucleotide 5'-phosphatase activity. Lineage: Eukaryota; Fungi; Ascomycota; Leotiomycetes; Helotiales; Drepanopezizaceae. Gene Ontology annotation, cellular component: mRNA capping enzyme complex. Gene Ontology annotation, biological process: polynucleotide 5' dephosphorylation; 7-methylguanosine mRNA capping.
AUGGACUUGCGAUCUAUUAUCAACGUCGACGGCGGCGGACAGGAUCAGCAACAUCAGCAACAGCAGCAGCAGCAGCAACAGCAACAGCAUCAACUGCCUCAUCACCGGUCACAAAGCUAUCAAAGCCGCCCUAUCCAGCCGCCACCUCAACAUGACUUGCCAUCUCCUCACCGAUCUUUCUCCGUACAAUCCCAAUCUCCGUAUCAGCAGCGCACGCCCUCGUCGAACAGCCAAUACCCCUUCCCACAACACCAGACCCAAACUCCCCCGACUCCUCCCCAACCGACCCAAUAUCCGCCUCAUCUUCAGCAGAGGGAGAGCUACGCGCAAUCCAAUCCGUCGCCGGCCCAUCUCCAACAUCAAAACUCCUUCGCUCGACAAUCACCCACCCCACAAACACCGCCAAUUGGUAUGCCCGGCGCCACACACCCGUAUCUACAACACCAAAGAUCAGUAUCCUCAAUCUCAACGUCGCCGCCCGCGUCUGCCAACAGCCAGCAGCAACAGUACUUCAACCAGUACUCCUCAGACAAUCAAGCCUCUGCGGGCCCGUACCCAACUUCCCAGAUCCCUCAUAACCGCCAACCCUCCCAGCAGUCUCAGCCGGGCACACCACUCGGUCCCCCUUUGAUACAGAGACAAUAUUUCCUUCAGCCUUCAAGUCCACACCAACAGCGAGGAAUCCCGCCAGGUUCCUUUACCCAGCCCCAACAACCUUCUCCUGCUCCAGGUCCUCAGACUAUACAAAGACCGCCAAGCACGCCGAGUGCCUACGAUUCUCAAAGAACAUCAGUGAGCGAUCAACCACAACAAAGGAGGUCACAAAGCGAAAGGGAUAGAAGUCUGAGCCUCAGUCCCAAGACACGACUACCGAGCCAACCACGAGGGGAGGCUACGACUCCAAAAUCCGAAAGGGAAUAUAGUAAUUCAACGAAGCGCAAGAUGGACGACCGCGAGCUCUCAGUAGAAGAACCGCGACCGAUGGGGACUCCUAAUACUCGGCCUUCCGCUAACGGAAGUCACCGCAUGCUUUCUAUAUCCCCACAGCAGCCCGUGAAAAAGCGAGUGCGGUAUACCGGGCCGCCGAUCUGGGCACAGAGUGUCCGCAAAAAAGCCAUCGCGCCCAAGAUCAACGGGAAGCAGAAUAUGGCCGUGCAGCCAGUGAAUGCCCCCCACCCUGGAACGAACGGGACACCGCAGCCUGCUCCUCGUGCUCAUGCUGCUGACGGCAAGGCGCACCCUUCGGCGUUGCUUGGUCCAUGGGAACACAGUAUCACUGGAGUGAAGCCGGUGGAGCAAAUCACGAAACUCGUUGCAGACUAUCUAUACGUGAAUGUCGUAUCCCGAAAGGAUCUGAACGAAUUGGCGAGUAGGGGUGUGGAGAUUGAGAUUGAGGCCAAGCUGGGUCACAUCAUUGAUAGAGAGACCAACGAGCGGUAUCGCCUACCAGUCAGCUCCGAGUGUGUCCUGCUGGAUAAUGGAAGAGUCGGUUUCAAGAGCUCGAUGACUGAGGCCCAACAUCGCACACUCAAUGAAUUUUUGAAUGCCGAAGUUCACGACGCCCACCCGCAAAAUCCCUCUUCCGCUAACAAAAAACGAGUCGAGAUCAAAUACAAACAUUCGCGCGAACUCGACAGCUUCUACGAACUCCCCAAAUCCAUGCAUGGCAUAAUCCCCCCCGCGCUCAGAGAGAAGCUGAAUCCUUACCAUGGCGUCAAAGUCCGAAUCACGCACGACCAAAAAACUAAAGAGCUGAAAGCUAAGAUCAUCAAAGCUCGGAUCUGCGACCUGGACAUUUAUAGCCCUCAAACCCCCAUGGAUUGCAGGAUCAGUAUAAAUUUCGAAAUGCGGUUUGAUGGGGAACUCGAAGAUCUGGGCGAGCGGUCGGGGCCGGACAGGAACAAGGAUCGUUUGAGCUACACGCAAUCUAUUUACCAGAUUGAUCUGACGCAGGUCACCCAGUUGUCUACAUCUACUACAGGGGCUAGCGUGCCGACAAAGGAACAUGAGCUGGAAAUCGAGCUGUCGACAGCUGCGGUCAGGGAUCAAGGCCAGAAAGCAGCCGCUGGGGAGGCGAACGAGUACCUCUCUCUGGUAGAAGGAUUCAUAGACAACAUGCGCGUGCUCUCGAGGGCUGCUCCGGCAGCAUAG